AUGUUCCGUCCUACAGUCUCUCGCGCCGCCGGAUUCGUUUUCCGUGAGAACCGCGUUCCCUACUACCAGCGUCUCUUCCAGCAGCACGACGGCAAGCGCCAAUGGUGGAAGACCUCCCGUAGCGGCUACAUCAUGUACCCUUACCUCAUCUCCGUAUACGGUCUCGGCAUUGCCACCACCUAUGCCAUGUGCCGCAUGGUUCUUGGCCACAAGACCUGGUUCGGCAAGAACUAG
Aspergillus calidoustus is the source of this 234-nucleotide messenger RNA. Lineage: Eukaryota; Fungi; Ascomycota; Eurotiomycetes; Eurotiales; Aspergillaceae. The record is from the annotation of a GenBank genome assembly.